AUGGAUUCUAACGCUAACACCUCUCUUAUAACUCUCGAUGGAUACGUGGGUAUAGAACAAUACAGGGCACUUUAUUUCAUCGUCAUGUUUACAGCUUAUGUCAUUGUCAUCUGCAGUAAUGUCACUAUCAUCUGUCUCAUUUGGAUCCACAAAAACCUGCAUGAACCCAUGUACUUUUUCAUUGCUGCUUUGUUGUGUAACUCUGUUCUCUUCAGCUCAGUCACCUACCCAAAAAUGAUGCUUGAAAUUUUGUCUGAAAAGCAGGUUGUGUCUUACUCCAUGUGUCUUUUACAAUAUUUUUUCUUUUAUGCUUUGAUCGGGUCUGAAUUUUUGUUGCUAACUGCGAUGGCAUACGACCGGUACCUGGCUAUCUGUAAACCUCUGCAUUAUUCAGCUACAAUGAAGAAAGCCACAGUAAUCAAACUAAUAGUGUUUGCGUGGGUCAUGCCUUUUUGUCUACUGUCAGUACCAACAAUAGUGAACCGCAAUAAAAAACUUUGCAAUUUAGUUUUUGAAGGCAUAAUAUGUAACAGCACUAUUUAUCGGCUGCACUGUGCUAACGCAGGUUUUUUGAAUAUUUUGGGGUUGCUUGUUUUGAUAAAUCUCUGUUUUUUCCCUGUACUUUUCGAAUGCUUCACGUAUGCAAGGAUAUUUAUAAUCGCGAACAGCAGAGGGGCAGUGGUGAGGAGGAAGGCUGUGCAGACUUGCCUGCCACAUUUACUGGUUUUGAUCAAUCUAACUUGCUCAGCUACGUACGAUGUUCUUUUGGUCAGAAUUCAAACUGUUUUUCCGAAGACAGUGCGGUUAACUAUGACUUUUCAGAUGGUUCUGUAUCACCCACUGUUUCAUCCUAUUAUAUAUGGACUUAAAAUGAAAGAAAUAUCCAAACACCUCAAAAAGCUUUUCCGAAUUGGGAAAAAAGAAUCAACCUAA
Periophthalmus magnuspinnatus is the source of this 933-nucleotide messenger RNA. RefSeq names its product olfactory receptor 6N2-like. Bases 1 to 933 code for a protein of 310 amino acids. Lineage: Eukaryota; Metazoa; Chordata; Actinopteri; Gobiiformes; Gobiidae. Gene Ontology annotation, cellular component: membrane. The record is from RefSeq and is a predicted model, not a curated record. The transcript has a single exon. Gene Ontology annotation, biological process: G protein-coupled receptor signaling pathway. Gene Ontology annotation, molecular function: G protein-coupled receptor activity; olfactory receptor activity.